This is a messenger RNA of Colossoma macropomum (tambaqui), 933 nucleotides long. RefSeq lists its product as uncharacterized. The coding region runs from base 7 to 933 and encodes 308 amino acids. NCBI's taxonomy places the organism in Eukaryota, Metazoa, Chordata, Actinopteri, Characiformes, Serrasalmidae. The transcript has 5 exons. The record is from RefSeq and is a predicted model, not a curated record.
GCAAGCAUGCAUGACAAGGAGAGGCAGAAGGAGCUCAGGCUCAGGCAAGCCUGGGAUGCUGCUAAGGAGGUGCCCAUCAUUCAGGAUGAGCAGAAAGUUCGGAAGCGCUUGAGUAUCAUCCAGUUCGUCACCUGUACCUUUGUAGGAAUCUUAGUAUUUGCACUGGCCUUCUUCAGCAAAACAUCUCUAUUGUUACUAAUAAGCCUCUCCAACAAAGCCUCAAAAACCAUAAACAACAAACCAUAUGCCCUGCUUUUCAUCGGGUGCCUUUUAAUUGCUCCAAGUGUUUUAACACUGAUGAAGAGCGUAUGGAAGAUUACGUUUAAGGACUCAAAAACGCCAUCGAAACAAACUCUCAUAUGGGUUGUCUUGGUGGAAUCUUUGGUUGCUCUGGGCUCAGCUGUCCUCACCCUGGUCUGCAUGCCGAAUUUCGACAUUCUGACUAACGUGAUGCUUCUGAGCGGCAUUGCCACAUCAUCAGCUGUCCUGCAGGUGAUUGCAAAUAUGGUUGCGCAUGGAAGGAGGCAAUUUAUAGGAACCUCUUCGCUCUCUGUAGUCCUCCUGAUCGCCGGCUUCACCUUCUUCGCCGUAAACUACCUUAGAGAGGGGAGCAGAAGGCAGGAGAUGGCUCUGUUUGUGGGACUGGCAAUAGGAAGCACUUUCCUGGUCUCUCUGAGCUGGUGGGAGAACUACGCCAUGCUUUUCCAGAUUACCUUCUUCAAGAACACCAUCCGGGACAUCAAAAGGUCACGGAAUCUGGUCGGCAUCGUGUCCAGUGUGGUGCGAAUUGCCGUGAUCUCCAGCGUCCUGGGAGCAUACGUGAAACUCUCAGGACAAGAAUGGUCAUCAGUCCUGUCGAUCAGUUCAUCCACCAAGAUUGUCGUCCUCAGCCUCUUCGCAAUCCAGUCCGUCGCAGUUUCGUCCUUCCACUGA